Molecule: messenger RNA, 1969 nt
Organism: Sipha flava (yellow sugarcane aphid)
Lineage: Eukaryota; Metazoa; Arthropoda; Insecta; Hemiptera; Aphididae
Exons: 9
Coding region: 53-1807 (584 amino acids)
Biological process (GO): transmembrane transport
Molecular function (GO): monocarboxylic acid transmembrane transporter activity
Source: RefSeq, a predicted model, not a curated record
UCGUUUUAAUUCCGUUCCGCGAGUACGCGGUCGUCUCGAGUGGUCGCAAUCGAUGCAAUCAAUGGUGCGGCCGUUGGUAACGGAGACGAACGACGACGGGUCUCGGCCGCGGGCCACACCAGCCCAGGACCCGUACGCCGUCGACCCCGACGGCUUGUGCGUCGUGCUCUACCCGCCGGACGAAGGGUUUUGGCUGAAGAUCACGUGGCUGCUGGGCUUCGUGGCCUCGUUCGUCCUCGACGGCGUUUGCCUGUCGUUGACGUUGCUGGACGCGCGCGUCGGCAUGACCGGGUCCGUGCCACCAAGGACGCGCACCCUCGAACACGUGGCCACGGUCCUGCUGUUCCGGCACCUGAUCGAACCGCUUUCGUGUGCGUGCAUCAACCACUAUGGAUUUAGAUAUUGCUUAUUCAUCGGAAGCUUAUUGUCAAUCAUGUGGAUUACAUUGUUGUUGCAUUCCACCGGAAACAUAUUUAUUUUCGAAUACUGCCUCGUGUCAGCCAUCAUCGGUGGUAUAGGAAUGGGAGCGAUUAAGACGUCGUUUUCCGUAUUGCUAUCUUCACUGUUCCUCGUCAAUCGUCAGAAUGCUCAUUUGUCUCGCCAUCUAGGAAGUUUCUCUGGCAUGAUGCUAAUCCCACCGUUUACCGAAUACGUGUUAUUGAUGUCGUACGACUGGCGGUCGGCGUUGCACUUUCAUUUGACUUUGAUUUGCUCUUCGUUGGUUUUCUGGUUAUUUGUCGUCACUCCGGUGCCGUUAAAAAUCCAACCCGUUGACGAAGAGCAAUCGACUGAAGACGUAUCGCAGUUCCAAUCGAGAGCCGUUUCAACAGAAAUCCAGAAUACAGAAAACUUCUCCGUUAGUUCUCAAUUCCCAACUAUACGGAAAACAAUUGGCAGAAGAGGGGGGAAAACAUGCAUGCGAAAUCUUAUGAACAUGUUUGAAAAUCGUACAUUGGGUAGUCGACCGAUGUACAGGGACGACAUACUGUUCAACGGCGAUGUCAGAUCAUUGGUGUUGGGUCUUAAAUCAAAUAAAUACUUCGAGUUCCUGAUGUCAACGACUCGGGUUUUCACCAAAGAAGAUUUAAUCGAAGAAAAAUGCGGACGACACAACAUAUCGUGUCCGAUAGCCAUACGUCGAGUACUGCAGUCGAUGUACGACACGUCGAUUUGGUGCAACGAGAAAUUCGUCUUGCUGCUAAUCAGUGAAGCUCUAAUUUAUGCGUCUCGAUUUCUACCAUUCGUUUUCAUUAAAGGUCCAGAAGGUCUAAAGACGUCCGCUGAAGCAAUGAUCAUCCUUAUCGCUGGAUGCCUGGGCUCAUUGAUUGGCCGUAGUAUCGGCUAUUUGUUUCACGAAACUUCAUCGAACGGUGUGGUACCCUUGUAUCACGUUAGCUUAGUGUUGAUAGCCAACGGUCUGUCGUUAUUUCUAUGCACUACCGGAAGCUUCGUCACGAUGUUGCCGUACUUUGGACUUUUUGGAUUCGUAUUUGGGUAUUACGCGUCGUUAAAAAAUGCAGUGAUCUAUUCAAUGUUCCCUUUGCAGAAAUUGAACAACGUGCGUGGAUACAUUUCGGUUGUUCGAGCUUUGUCUUCGUUUUUCGGGAUUCUGAUCGCAUUGGUAAUAUUCCAAAGGAACCUGCUGCCACCGGUCGACAACGAGAACGUAUACAUUUUCGCGGGCAUGCUUAUGACGAUCGGAGGUGUGAGCGUGGGCCUGUUGCGACAAGACAUGGCCGCCGCAGUCGUCGUCCGAUCGUUGGACCACAGUCGCGUCGGUCCGUGUCAUGUCGUGCAGAUAGUCUAAAAUAGAAAAAACCAGAAAUCAGUUCUAUUCAUAUUACGCUAAAACAUAUUGUUGGAUAUUAUGCGUUUUCAAGCUAUAACAAAACAACAAACAUUUAAACUUUUUUGAGACAGGAUCCUAUAUGUGCAUUUAAAUCCCAACAUUUGGACGACAAUCAUCGGA